Molecule: messenger RNA, 1569 nt
Organism: Nylanderia fulva
Lineage: Eukaryota; Metazoa; Arthropoda; Insecta; Hymenoptera; Formicidae
Gene: Bcs1
Product: mitochondrial chaperone BCS1
Molecular function (GO): ATP hydrolysis activity; ATP binding
Source: RefSeq, a predicted model, not a curated record
AUUAAAAACAACUUUAAGAAAAAAUUUAACACUGUUACAACUCAUUAAACACUGUUACAGUAUUUACAUUUUAUUUUUGUUUAUGUAACUAAUUUGAUUAUUGCAGGAUUAUUGUUGGAAGAAUUGAAAUAAAUUCCAACAAGACAUAAGAAACAAAUUACUAAUUAAUUUUUAAUGUAGUAUACAUUUUUAAUAUCACCUGUUUAUACAAGAAAAUUGUACAAUAUUAAAUUGCAUCAUGACAUUCUCUGAGUACAUACAAACUUUAUCCGAUAAUCCAUACUUUGGUGCUGGCUUUGGUCUUUUUGGACUUGGGGCUGGAGCUGCUUUGUUAAGAAAGGGAGCCCAAUUUGGAGCUGUACUAUUCAAGCGACAUUAUAUGAUCACUCUGGAAGUACCAUGUCGUGAUAAGAGCUAUCAGUGGAUUCUCCAAUGGAUUACUCAUAAAGGUGCACGAAAGACACAACACCUCUCCGUAGAGACUAGCUUUGAGCAGAAAGAAACUGGUCAUGUGAAAACCAAAUAUGACUUUAUUCCAAGUAUAGGAACUCAUUUCUUCAAAUAUAAGGGGAAUUGGAUAAAGGUUGAGAGAACGAGAGAGCAACAGACCUUAGACCUACACAUGGGUGUGCCAUGGGAAACUGUGCAGCUAACAGCGUUCGGCAAAAACAGAAAUAUAUACUUUAGUAUUCUCGAAGAAGCCAGACAGAUGGCUUUGAAAGAGCACGAGGGAAAGACUAUAAUGUACACUGCCAUGGGAAGCGAGUGGCGACAGUUUGGACACGCCAGGAAGAAGAGACCAUUAGAAUCUGUCGUUUUGGAUACCGGUGUUUCUGAAAGAAUAAUAAACGAUUGUCGGGAAUUCAUCAAUAAUCCGGCAUGGUACAGUGAAAGAGGUAUUCCAUAUCGUCGAGGCUAUUUGUUACAUGGACCUCCAGGAUGCGGAAAAUCUUCAUAUAUUACCGCGUUGGCUGGAGAUUUGGAACGCGGCAUUUGCGUUUUAAAUUUAUCUGAGAGAGGUUUGACGGAUGACAGAUUGAAUCACUUAUUAGCUGUGGCUCCACAGCAGACUAUUAUCUUGCUUGAGGAUAUUGACGCUGCUUUUAGCAGUAGAGAAGAAUCUAAGCAAGUUAAAGCAGCAUAUGAGGGUCUCAAUAGAGUGACAUUUAGCGGUUUAUUGAACUGCUUGGAUGGUGUAGCCUCCACAGAAGCUAGGAUAUUAUUUAUGACAACUAAUUAUUUGGACAGAUUAGAUCCUGCGCUUGUUAGGCCAGGCAGAGUCGAUGUCAAAGAAUACAUUGGUUGGUGUAGUACAAGUCAAGUCGAACAUAUGUUUCUGCGAUUCUACAAGGAACCAGGUAAAGAUCCUGGUGUACUGGCAAAAAAAUUUGCAGAGAACGUAAUGUCCUUUGAAAGAAACGUUAGUCCGGCGCAGAUUCAGGGAUACUUUAUGUUCCAUAAAAAUAAUCCCGAGGCGGUUAUAAAUAACGUCACACAAAUUUGGGAACUUACAUGAUAAAAUAUGAAAAUGUAGCUAUAAUUGGAAGUAAAGGUACAUGUUGAUGAUUA